AACCUACUGUGCAUCCCUGCCCCUGUCUGUGGCAGUAUAUCUCGACUCUCGGUCUCCUUUUCCUUCCGCGCGCGCCGAAUUUCUGACUCGACUCGACCCGACCACCUUCAGUCACUAUGGCACCCUUCGACGAUGUCCAGGUGGGCGACCUGGUCAAUGUCCCUGGGGGCAUGUACGGGACGGUCAAAUACUUGGGCACUGUGGCGGGUAAGCCAGGCAAAUUCGCUGGCAUCGAGCUCGCAACGGAGCAUGCCAGGAGGGGGAAGAACAAUGGGGACGUUGAAGGCAAGCGUUACUUCUCCACGACCAUUCCCGGCUCGGGUAUCUUUGUACCGAUGAACAACAACAAAUAUGUCACCAAACGUGCUUCCGGUCCAGGCUCGAACAUCAAUGCCGGCCCUCCUACUCCCUCGCGACCCGUCAAUUUCAGCAAAUCUAUCGGCCCCGGUACCUCGGUACGCGCCCCCCGAGUACGGCGUCCGUCCCUCUCCCGGCCCGAAUCGCCCAGAGGCCCGCCUCCUUCCAAGCUGAACCUGGCGGGGUUGCGAACCCCGUCCGUGGCUUCGAGAAAUGUAUCGACGAAUGGCUUCCCGCGAAGUCCAGUCAAGGCCCCGUCCCGCGCCUCUGACCGUCCUCCGUCGCGUUUGAGCACCGAAGAUGACAUUCCAUCGACCCGAACCUCCGACUACCACCAGUCUUCCGUAGCAGCGGAACUACAAGAAGUGCGGGACCAAGUUCAGAACCUUGAGAGGCAGCUGCUGGACCGUGACCGUCAGUUGGACGAGCAAGCAGCGACCCUGUCAGACUUUCAGCGGACCCUGGAGGAGCUGGAGGGAUCCGACUCCCUGUCGAUCCGCGCCCAACUGCGCGAGAAAAAUGAGAAGAUUGCACAACUGACUGCGGAAUUUGAUCUGCACCGAGCAGAUUUCAGAAGCACGUUGGAUACUUUAGAAGUGGCCGCCUCGGAAACGGAGCGGGUCUAUGAGCAACGCCUGGAUGAGUUGAUGCAACAGAACAAGGAGCUAGAAGAGCGCGGGGAAGAUGUCGAGGCUGUGGCGAGACAACUCAAACAGCUAGAGGAACUCGUCUCCGAGCUUGAGGAGGGCCUUGAAGACGCACGCCGCGGAGAAGCUGAAGCUAGAGCCGAGGUGGAGUUUCUGCGCGGGGAGGUUGAGCGGACGAAGCUGGAACUCCAAAAGGAACGUGACUCGAAGGAGCUUCCGGCCGGACCAGACGGACAAUAUCACCUGAGGGAACUAGAGCAAAAGGACGACGAAAUUCGUGGCCUCAAGGCUAUCAUUCAUUCGCUCAGCCGUGGUGACCCCGAUUUGCACGCAAUCCAACAGAAUGGUAUCGGAACAAGCCCGCAUCCCGAUCAUCCGUCCGAUCAUCAGUCAGAACAUGUGACUCAUCUUGAGCAGCAAGUGGAAGACUUCGAACGCAUGUCGGAGCGGAAGACCUACCGCAUUGAAGAGCUCGAACGCGAACUUCAGCAACUGCAGAUUAACGGUGGCGGUCGCACGCGUAGCUCCACCGUGACUACAGCACCAAACCACCAAAAGUCAACGAGCACUAACGGGGCCAACCUCACCAAUGGCAACGUGAUUAAUCAUGCGCACCGCCUAUCUGAUCGCACGGUGGUUCCAACCGACUGGCAAGAUUCGGCUCAGCAUGAAGGGCAGUAUCAGGCUUAUUCUGUAAGUCACCGCGCUAUGUCGGAUGCCUCCCACCAUCGUCUUGAGACGAUGCACGAGAUGGACGCUCGCUCGGAGGACGGCGGCUCCCUCUGGUGUGAGAUCUGUGAGACGGGCGGUCAUGACAUCUUGAGCUGCACAAACAUGUUUGGUGCCGAAAACAAGGAUAAGACUCCUGAGCCUGAGGAGCCACUUCACGAUGACAGCUCUGUCGGCGAGAAACCUACCUCCGAGACUUCUACGGCGGAGCCCUCUACAUCUUCAACUCCUGAGGAGAGCACAACUCCGCAAAAGACCGGGCGUGAUGCUGUGCUGGAAGGGCUUCGGGGAGUAGGCUUGACGUCGUCCAUGGCCCCUGUUGCAGGAAAAGCAAGCGGUGUGAUCGAUGAGUCGAAGUGGUGUGCUCUCUGUGAGAGAGAUGGCCACGAGAGUAUUGACUGUCCGUUUGACGAUUGAAUCAAUGGCAGACCCGAGCGACCUGAUCCGAGACACAAUGCAGCUGACGAGUCAAUAAAAGGUCCUAUGAUUGCAUUUAGUCUUGCCCGCCCAUGGUAUGCUCCAUGAAAGGCAAUAAUGCAGGAGACUAUUGCCGUUGUCUAAAGGCUUGUUGCUACCAUAAGCAGGUCUUAUUCAGAUACAACAUACGUUGGUAAUUCUGCCAAACCGCCGGUUCUAUCUCGCCCUGUUCUCUUGGCACAUUACAUGGGGGCAAUCCGGUCUUUCUUCAUAAAUUAUACAUUUCUGGUUGCAUGAGCAAAGAUAGCAUGCAUACGAAGUUUGCCCUGGGGCUGUGCCGCUGUGAUAAACUCACAUGUUACUAGUCAGCCUUGGUCAAGUGUGUUAAGA
This is a messenger RNA of Aspergillus homomorphus CBS 101889, 2540 nucleotides long. Its product is annotated as CAP-Gly domain containing linker protein BIK1. The transcript has a single exon. The record is from RefSeq and is a predicted model, not a curated record. Bases 117 to 2150 code for a protein of 677 amino acids. Lineage: Eukaryota; Fungi; Ascomycota; Eurotiomycetes; Eurotiales; Aspergillaceae.